Anopheles gambiae (African malaria mosquito) is the source of this 1691-nucleotide messenger RNA. RefSeq names its product tubulin alpha chain. Gene Ontology annotation, cellular component: cytoplasm; microtubule. Gene Ontology annotation, molecular function: GTP binding; structural constituent of cytoskeleton. Gene Ontology annotation, biological process: mitotic cell cycle; microtubule cytoskeleton organization. The coding region runs from base 366 to 1676 and encodes 436 amino acids. The transcript has 3 exons. Lineage: Eukaryota; Metazoa; Arthropoda; Insecta; Diptera; Culicidae. The record is from RefSeq and is a predicted model, not a curated record.
CUGCUCUGCGUCUUCACCCUGUUUCGGUCGUUUGUACCGCGUAGUCGAACAUCAAUAUUUUUAUAGCCAAGCUUUGAAAGCACCUGUGCCCGCCCAGUACCGUGCGCAUCCUAGUACACAUUGACCCAGCCAACCGUGCUCGCACACACACACGCACAUGGUAACGCUGCUAUGGCUAGACGGUAACAAUCAACGAUGGCACCGACAGUGACGUAUUCGUGGUUGACUUUUUGGCGUUGCGUGAAACCGGUUUCCAAAUUUUUGAUGUAGUGCGUGAGAGAAUCAAAUUUGAAAAGUGUUUGUGAAAACAAGAAAAAAAAAGAGGAAAAGAACAGUGCAAACCUCCAUUACCGCCACAAUCUGCAAUGGCUAAAAAUCGCGAAAUCAUUCAGCUGCACGUUGGGCAGGCGGGCGUACAGAUGGCCAGUGCCUGCUGGGAGCUGUACUGUCUCGAGCACGGCAUCUAUCCGGACGGGCUGUUUUGCGACUGUUCGAUCAACGAGGACUGCAGUGCGUUCUUUAGCUGUGACCGGUCGGGGCAGUGUGUGCCGCGCGUGCUGCUAGUCGAUCUGGAACCGUCCGUGGUGGACGAGAUACGGAUCGGCACGUACCGGGAUCUGUUUCAUCCGAGCUCGCUGCUAACCGGGUGUGAAGAUGCGGCCAGUAACUUCGGCCGGGGCCACUAUCGGCUCGGCCAGACGAUGAUCGAACCGGCGAUGGAUCGGUUGCGCAAGCUGUGCGAACACUGCUCCUCGCUGCAGGGCUUCAUGAUGUUUCACAGCGUGGGCGGCGGUACGGGGGCCGGCCUGGGGACGCUGCUGCUCGAACGGCUCGGUGAGGACUUUGGCAAGGCGUCGCGCAUGGAGUUUGACAUCUUUCCGUCGCCGAAGAUAUCGCCGGUCAUCGUGGAACCGUACAACGCGAUACUGGCCUCGCACGUCGCGAUGGAGCACAGCGACUGCACGUUCGUGCUAGACAACGAGGCACUGUACGAUGUGUGCGAUCGCAGCCUGAGCGUGCGCGAACCGACCUACACCAAUCUGAACCGGCUGGUCGCGCAGGCCGUGUCGUGCGUUACCGCGUCGCUGCGCUUUUCCGGCGCGAUUAAUGUGGAUCUGCUCGAGUUCCAGACGAACCUGGUACCGUUCCCGCGCAUACACUAUCCGCUGGUGACGUACGCACCGCUGGCGCCGGGCAGUACGGCCCGGCACGAGCAGCCGACGACGGCCCAGCUCACGUACGAGUGCUUCGAGCCGGGCAACCAGCUGGUCAAGUGUGAUCCCCGGGCGGGCCGGUACAUGUCGUGCUGUCUGCUGUACCGGGGAAACAUUGCACCGAUCGAGAUCAAUCGGGCGCUGCUCGAAAUGCGCUCGAAUCGCUCGAUCCAGUUCGUGGACUGGUGCCCGACCGGGUUCAAGAUUGGCAUCAACUUUCAGCCGCCGAUCGCGGUGCCGGGGGCCGAUCUGGCACGGUCCGAUUUGGCGUGCUGCAUGCUCGCGAACAAUACCGCCAUCCGGACGGCAUGGACAAGGGUGGCCGACAAGUUUCAGCGGAUGUACGAUCGGAAAGCUUUUUUCUACCAUUAUCUGAGUGAAGGUUUGGAGGAGCAAGAUCUCACCGAGGCUAUCGAAAACAUUCGCACGCUUAUCAAAGAUUACGAGGAAAUUGAAAAAUAAGCGGUACAUCUCGUU